Aspergillus affinis is the source of this 1179-nucleotide messenger RNA. RefSeq names its product ankyrin. Lineage: Eukaryota; Fungi; Ascomycota; Eurotiomycetes; Eurotiales; Aspergillaceae. Gene Ontology annotation, molecular function: protein binding. The record is from RefSeq and is a predicted model, not a curated record. The transcript is spliced from 2 exons. Bases 1 to 1179 code for a protein of 392 amino acids.
AUGAUCUCUCACUCCAUUCGUUGCCAGAGAGACAUCAGCCCUUUCAUGCGUUCCACCCGGACAUUCUACCAUCUGGUACACCCCGUUCUAUGUCGUUUCAAUGCUCGCAACUACCGCAACAGGGCGUUGCUAUUUGCAGCCAUCAACGGACAUACCGACUUAGUGAAGAAACUCUUUUCUGCCGGCGCCAGCCUUGGGGCAUCCGACCGGACAAAUGAUUCUAGCGAAUAUAAAUUGAGGUUGGACGGAUCCUUCACCAAACCAGGCAACCCCAUCCUCGCAGCUGUCUAUCACAGUCACCUUGCAACCGUUAAGGCCCUCCUCAGCGAAAACCGGCCGGGUCAAUCAUAUGUAAAGCCUCAACUGCGUGCAGUUCUUCACUGGGCGCUUCGCUCUCAGAAGAUCGAGAUCGUCGAUUUGAUGCUUGCAGAAAGGGCUGAUCUAGGCCCACCUGAUAAUAUGGACACUAUUUACGAGGAAAUAUGGAUGAAACAAAACAAUGCUCUUGGUGUUGCCAUCUGUUCGGGCUGCACCAACGAGAUCCUCGAACCCCACCCUUGGUACGAAGCGACGGUCCAGCGUGAGGGCCAAAUGCUUCAGCUAUUGUUCAAGCAUGGUCGCCGACCCAAGUCGGACACAGUCCUAGGUGAGAUAGCGUUGCGAAGCAACGAUCCCAGCGCGCUAGCGCGGAUCACAGACCCCGCGAAUGGAGGCUUGGAUAUCCGGAUUCAUGGCCAUCCAGCGUUGUUCACUGCCGUCGAAAAGGGACAUUUUGACAUGGUUAAGUACUUGAUCGCGCGUGGUGCAAACCCGAAUCUCCGGUGCGACUACUUCGAAUUGAGUGGGCCUUACAGCACGGUCUGGGCGGCGGUGCAGGCCCGACGCAUGGAUAUCUUGGAGUUCCUCGUCACUGAGCAAGGUGUUCGUCCGGAUGAACAGGAUCUCCAGCAGGCCGUGAAGAUGGAAUUCGAAGAAGCUGUUGCGUUUUCAACACCACACGACUACAAGGAUGUGCCGGAAAAAGAGGACAUCCCAUCUUACGUGGCGGCGAUAAAACGGAAGAUGAAAGUGAAGCUAGCGCCUGGCUUUGACAUCGUGACACACUCGUCUCUCUGGUGUCCAACCAGUGAAGAAGAAUGGUAUUUCAUGAUGCGCCCUGUCCCCCUUGAGUGGCACUAG